AGAUGUAGUAGAAGGGAUUGUACACAGAAAUGUUUGUAUGAAGUCAAUAUUCUCUCGGUGUCAUCGUUCGUCCACAAUCCAGGUGAAGAACUGCUGCUCCUACCGAGUUUAUUACCUCCACAGUGCCACCCUCUGUCCGUCCUCGUACUGUGUUAGUCCGUUUAAUAUCUCCACUGAAGGCUGUUCAGACUCAACACUCCUUCCCACAACAAUACCGUCGUCUGUCGGGACACACACAACUAACACAAUAUCCUCGACACAUCCUACAACUGCCAACGGUGCAACUACGCCUAUUACUACCACCGGUAAACUUUCCAUUCCCACAACGACAGUGGCGACACCUAGUAGUGAGAACCUGUCAACGCCAGAUAUAGCGUCUGAUCCAUGUUUGACGUACGAGGAGCUCCAGGUGGAUUAUAGACGAUCGCCAGACCACAUAGAAGAUGUGUAUGAAGAAGGCCUGUGUGACAUCCUGAUCAGUGAGAAGUGGUACAGAUUCAUGGGAAUAGCUGGAGGUGACCUGACCAACAACAGUGAAAGUGUGGAACACCACGGAUGUGGUACCUACUAUCCUCUCUGGAUGGACGGUCAGAUUCCAGACGUAGCAGAAGGGAUUGUGCACAGAAAUGUUUGUAUGAAGUCAAUAUUCUCCCGGUGUCAUCGUUCGUCCACAAUCCAGGUGAAGAACUGCUGCUCCUACCGAGUAUAUUACCUCCACAGUGCCACCCUCUGUCCGUCCUCGUACUGUGUUAGUCCGUUUAAUAUCUCCACUGAAGGCUGUUCAGACUCACCGCUCCUUCCCACAACAAUAUCGUCGUCUGUCGGGACACACACAACUAACACAAUAUCCUCGACACAUCCUACAACUGCCAACGGUGCAACUACGCCUAUUACUACCACCGGUAAACUUUCCAUUCCCACAACGACAGUGGCGACACCUAGUAGUGAGAACCUGACAACGCCAGAUAUAGCGUCUGAUCCAUGUUUGACGUACGAGGAGCUCCAGGUGGAUUAUAGACGAUCGCCAGACCACAUAGAAGAUGUGUACGAAGAAGGCCUGUGUGACAUCCUGAUCCGUGAGAAGUGGUACAGGUUCAUGGGAAUAGCUGGAGGUGACCUGACCAACAACAGUGAAAGUGUGGAACACCACGGAUGUGGUACCUACUAUCCUCUCUGGAUGGACGGUCAGAUUCCAGACGUAGCAGAAGGGAUUGUGCACAGAAAUGUUUGUAUGAAGUCAAUAUUCUCCCGGUGUCAUCGUUCGUCCACAAUCCAGGUGAAGAACUGCUGCUCCUACCGAGUAUAUUACCUCCACAGUGCCACCCUCUGUCCGUCCUCGUACUGUGUUAGUCCGUUUAAUAUCUCCACUGAAGGCUGUUCAGACUCACCGCUCCUUCCCACAACAAUAUCGUCGUCUGUCGGGACACACACAACUAACACAAUAUCCUCGACACAUCCUACAACUGCCAACGGUGCAACUACGCCUAUUACUACCACCGGUAAACUUUCCAUUCCCACAACGACAGUGGCGACACCUAGUAGUGAGAACCUGACAACGCCAGAUAUAGCGUCUGAUCCAUGUUUGACGUACGAGGAGCUCCAGGUGGAUUAUAGACGAUCGCCAGACCACAUAGAAGAUGUGUACGAAGAAGGCCUGUGUGACAUCCUGAUCCGUGAGAAGUGGUACAGGUUCGUGGGAGAAGCUGGAGGUGACCUGACCAACAACAGUGAAAGUGUGGAACACCACGGAUGUGGUACCUACUAUCCUCUCUGGAUGGACGGUCAGAUUCCAGACGUAGCAGAAGGGAUUGUGCACAGAAAUGUUUGUAUGAAGUCAAUAUUCUCCCGGUGUCAUCGUUCGUCCACAAUCCAGGUGAAGAACUGCUGCUCCUACCGAGUAUAUUACCUCCACAGUGCCACCCUCUGUCCGUCCUCGUACUGUGUUAGUCCGUACAAUAUCUCCACUGAAGGCUGUUCAGACUCACCGCUCCUUACCACAACAAUAUCGUCGUCUGUCGGGACACACACAACUAACACAAUAUCCUCGACACAUCCUACAACUGCCAACGGUACAACUACGCCUAUUACUACCACCGGUAAACUUUCCAUUCCCACAACGACAGUGGCGACACCUAGUAGUGAGAACCUGACAACGCCAGAUAUAGCGUCUGAUCCAUGUUUGACGUACGAGGAGCUCCAGGUGGAUUAUAGACGAUCGCCUGGUCACAUAGAUGUGUACGAAAAAGGCCUGUGUGACAUCCUGAUCCGUGAGAAGUGGUACAGGUUCGUUGGAGAAGCUGGAGGUGACCUGACCAACAACAGUGAAAGUGUGGAACCCCGCGGAUGUGGUACCUACUAUCCUCUCUGGAUGGACGGCCAGAUUCCUGACGUAGCAGAAGGGACUGUACACAGAAACGUUUGUAUGAAGUCAAUAUUCUCUCGGUGUCAUCGUUCGUCCAAAAUCCAGGUGAAGAACUGCUGCUCCUACCGAGUUUAUUACCUCCACAGUGCCACCCUCUGUCCGUCCUCGUACUGUGUUAGUCCGUUUAAUAUUUCAACUGAAGGCUGUUCAGACUCGCCAUUUCUUCCCACAAGAUUGUCGCCGACACACACUACUGACCAAACAUCUCCGACACAGCCUACAACAAUUACUAAUACUCUCUCCAGGAGCGAGACACCAAGAACAGUAGACACAGAUCUAGAAUCCGGUAUUCACAAGACAGGUCUUGAAAAUAUAUAUCUGAUCCUACUUGUGCUGGGCUCGGUUGGUUUAGCUAUGGGAACGACCUUCUUGAUCAAAUCGAUCAAGACCAACUGCAGAUCAGGGAUCUAUCGAUUGUAACAAACUCGUUUGUAUAAUGAUGAGUGGUUAAGGUGUCUCGACACUUUACUACUAGCCCUCCACCUCUAAGUUGCGAGUUCGAAAACCUACUUGGGACAGUUGUCAGGUACUGACCGUAGGCCGAUGGUUUUUCUCCGAGUACUCCGGUAUCCUCCACCUCCAAAACCUGGCACGUCCUUAAAUGGCCUGGGUUGCUAAUAUGACGUUAAACAAAACAAACCAAACAAAUCUUUAUUUUGUAUGUUUAAAAUGAUUAUAUUUUUAUGAUUUCAUAUAUUAUGCAUGAUUUGUAUAGAUGUCCAUAAUGUAUAUUUAUGCGUAUAUUAUUCGAAUAUAGAAUUUUACACAUUGCCUUGAUGUACAGUAUAUAUAUAUACAUUGUAUAAGGAAUAUUAUUAAAACGUGUAUAUACAAAUGUUAUUGACGCAGGAUGCUAAAUUUACAUUUUGCAGAACGUUUGUUAGGGCAAGAUUUGGCUGUGCAAGCCUUCCGAGAAUUUUUUUCUCUUUCUGUCUCAGUAACAUACAUGUACAUAUCGUUGUUUAUAUAUCUACAAAAUAGCUAAAUACACCGAUACCGUCCGUCUCGUACACAACAUUUGUCCAUAAUACUCUAUCUGUACUCAAAAUAAAUACAUGUACAAUGUGUUUCCGUUGUACUUUUACAUUUGGUAUAUGUUUACGUUUUUUUUAUUAUAUGUACAUCUCAGGCACCCCAUUCCCAUAUAUAUUUUAAAUUUUUAUGUAGGCCAAUUUUGGAUUGUCGAUCUACUCAUUCGGUCCCCAGCAUCACUGGCGAGUCUUAGACGUGUCACUCACUUUUGCUGUUAUAUUUCCGCUAUCCAUGUUUAAAGUUUAUGCUAAGUUGUUUAUUAAACAAGUCUUUUUUUAAUUUUCAUAUGAAUAGUUUCAUUUGAAAUCAAACGAGUUCACUAGUUAUACAUUACAAGUGUUAGAUUAUGUUGAUAAUAUACGAUUGACAAAAGUCCACAUUUGUGCAUCACUAAGACAAUCACGUAAAGCCAUGUUCAUGACGUCAUUAAAAUGUAGUUGUAUGUGUAUUAUAUAUUUUCGUUUUAUAUGGAUGGAAUAAUAGCUUCACAAAUGUCAUAUGCUAUUAAAUAAAUUAUAUUGUGUAACUGA
Messenger RNA from Pecten maximus, 3984 nucleotides. RefSeq lists its product as uncharacterized. NCBI's taxonomy places the organism in Eukaryota, Metazoa, Mollusca, Bivalvia, Pectinida, Pectinidae. The record is from RefSeq and is a predicted model, not a curated record. The transcript is spliced from 16 exons. The coding region runs from base 38 to 2842 and encodes 934 amino acids.